GGAGCCUUGAACUGCCAGGAAAGUAGCCACGUGACCCAUCAUUAUUGUACGAAAAAUGGCGCAGGACAGUGGACACAUGGUGAACAUGAGUUCCGGUAAUGUGGAGCUACGAUACAACGUCUCGUGGAUGAAGAAAGCUUGAGCUGUUAACCAGCGGAUAGUGUUGAACUGAAAUUGGAAUCUCACAGCGAUGAACGUGGUUGUGAAAAGGGUAAGCUAUGUUUAUAUUUUUACUUUGGGCUGCGAACCAGAGCUUGAGAGACAUCUUUUGUCCGUGUGUAAAUAUGUAGCAUUUUCAUUCAUCUUGUCACGUAUCUCCAGAUUAGCAUCUCUGUGCAUUUCUUACCUUCCUGAUCCUUUAUCGUCAGGAGUUUCGGACAACUUACUCGCUUUGGUAAAGUGACUUUUAAAGGUGAAUUAUUUACGAUUGAGACUUCAGAUUAGAAAGUGUUAUCUUGGACUUGAAGAGAAAUUCUCCAUUGUCUAGAAGCUGGUCAUAAUGGAGCGUGCAGCUGCAUAAUUUGGCAGGUGUUCUAUAUUCUUCAAGGCUCACCUUGCACACCAGAAUAAUAACCUUGAAAUCAUAGUUCUUUGCUGUAAAUUAACUCAGCAGGAAUGUAAAGCACAAGCAAGAAGGCUCUGAAAUCACGAGGUCUUGUCGAAUCUAGUUAUGCUUUACACCACUGAACGAUCCUAAAAUAAUAUCGUUCUGGAUUUAAUUGUGGGCUUUUCUAACAAGGUUAUAAUUUUACCUGGAUCAUAAACUGUAUGGAAUUUUUUCCCUCUCUUGUUUAAUUUCCAAUGCAGGAAAAGGACUGUAGUUGGCUGGGGCAGUCAAUUGAUAGAACCUGUGAAUGGUGUUCUUCACCUGAUUUUAUGAAAAGCGACCUCCCAGGAUAUAUUGAUAAACCACUGGAUGAAUGGCCAGCAGAUUUACUAUUAGAUCUCUGCUACUGCUUUGACUGUGUACAGGAGUAUCACAGGCUACAGGAAGAGUUGACUGAACAGAGGCAAAAAAAGGUACUGUUACUGUGUUAUCCUUUUAUCACAAGGAUAGCUGUCAGACUGUGUACUUAUUGACUCAGUGGGAGGACUGAACAUGAAAAUAUUUAGCUCAACCUCAUGACAUAUGCACAGACUAAGCGAAGGGAGUUCAGUAUGUCAUUUAUGAGAAACAAAUAUUUUCCCCUCUGGCUGGAACAAACUCAGUCAAUAAGCAUUUUAUCACAUUACCACUAAGCGUUAAAAAUAUAAAAAAAACCGUUUCUAACUAAAUAGGAUGUGUAUGAUAGGAACAUGGAAUUAUUUAAUGAAAUCAUAUGAUUUAAUUAUUUUAUAAUAUCAAAGCAUUGAAUUACUAUAGGAGACUAGCCAUAUGAUCUCACAGCAUUUUUCCAUCGCGUGAUAUUCUCAGAAAAACAAGAAAUCAAUCAUGGUAAGGCUGUUAGACAAAUCCAUGGAAAAAACUCAUGAGGAUAUAAAUUUUUUAUUCUUAAUGUCAUGGUCAUUGUAAAUACUAUUACUAAAUAAGUAAAUACUAAUCUUGAUUUUAAAGUCUGAGUAAGCAAGUUAUUUGUAUCGAAUUUUUCAUUUGUUAUGUCAGUCAUUUGACCAAGGGUCACAGCCUCAGCAUCGCAUUCUGCUCUUUUCAAGUUUAUAAUCUUUUUGUCUGUUGCAUCCCAACAAUCAUUGUUUGAAAUCAUCUGCUAAUUUGUUGAAAUCUUGUUUUGCAAAAAAUUUGAUUAGAAGCAUAGUAAAUGGUUGCUGGCAUAUGAACAUUCUUAAUCCAGUGAUGAUUAAAAUUAAUAUCACCUUGAAAGGAUUCACUACCAUCCAAAAUUCUGUUCAUGAUAGUGUCAACCUUUUUUUUUUGCUUGAUCCAUCUGGUGGCUACAUUGGAUCUCCAUUUUAACCUUUGAGAAUAUGAGAAUAUGGGAGAGAUUUAUUGUUCAAUGUGUGACAAGCAACUUCAAGAACAUACUGUAAAAAAUGAACAAUGUUGUGAAAAUAUGAAACUUGAAAAAACAACAAAGAAAUUGUAUGAGUUAGUAGUGGAUUGAUUCAAGGAUAUAAAUAUGUGAAAGAGUACAUAAAUUAAAAUGAAAAUAAAUUUACAAUUAUGAGAAAAUCAAUUAUCAUUGAAAGUAUCACAUUUAUAAUACAAUCUUCAAUAAAUGUAAAAGGUACAAUAUACAAAUAUCCAAGAAUGAUAAAAAUAAGAUAUUAGAUAUUUUUUAAAAGAUUGAGAGUGUGCUACAUCAUUGUAAUGGUGAUUGCAAACAGACGAUCAAUAUUUGUUUUACUUUAACACAAAUAUUCAAAAUGAUGAAAUUAUAAUUUAAAAAUAUACCAAUAUAUUCAAAAAGAAUGUUAGCAUUUUAUAACCAAUAUUGGUGUAAAACUCAAACACUCAUCAGUGAUGACAUCAAAACAAUUAUUUGGAGACAAAAUUUAAUUUUUGUGAAUACUCCUUAUCCCUUUUGUCAAGUAAAGGACACGUAUAUCGAUGAUGAUAUCAUCAAGAACCCUCAACUGAGUCAAAUUAUUUUGAUCAUCACAUGAUUGGCCUCUCAUAGAGGACUGCAAGUCAACCAGUACUUUUUCAUAUGAUGUGUCAGCAAAGGACAUAGCUUGGUUUUUCCUAAAAAUUCUUUAUUUUACUAUAAGUCUUUAGCAGCACACCUACUCCAGAUAUAGUCUCUAAUUCAAUUGGGUUGAGUGUCACAGCACCUGCAAUUAUGCCAGAUACAACAAGACAUGCUAAUGAUAAAUUACAUUAUAAAUUCAAUUGUUAAAAAUGUUUUUAUUUUCUCCUGUCUAAAAUAAUAGCAGGAAUUUCUAAUGAUAAAAUCAGUAUGAGGAUUUGAUUUCAUCCACCCACUCCUAAGAUCGAUAUGGCUUCAAGUCUACCAAGAACCCUCCUCCACUCGAUGAGUUAAAGAAAUUUUCAGAUGACAUGCUAAAGAUUUUACAAUCAACAAAAUUCAAACAAGUAAACAACCCUUUCCUCAACAAACUCAAAGACUACACCAAACACAUAAAAAAGGAAACCAAGCUACUCAUUGUCGCUGACAAAACAAUGAACUUUUACAAACUAGAACCAUCAACAUACAACAAUCUCAGUACUAGAACUAAAUAUCACACAGUCCCACAAAAAAGCACAACCUAAUACCACAUGAGCCAUCCAUUCAGAAAACAAAAACAUCGCAAAGAAACUGGGCAUUGGUGACAGGAUGGACACCACAGCUAACAAAGACACAUUCAUGACAUUGAAAGGCCACAAACCAAACUAACCAACCUGCGGACUAAUCAACCCCACCAAAUCCAAGAUAGGCAGAAUCAGCAAAACAAUCCUAGACAGAAUCAACAACAAAAUCACAAGAGCAUCCAAAUUCAACCAACGGAAAAACACAGAAUCCAUGAUCAAGAGGUUCAUAACCGUUAAAAACAAACAACACACAGUUUUAUUUGCUUUGACAUCAAAGAAUUCUACCCCUCCAUUGGCUAAGACCUCCUGUACAGAGCACUUGACUUUGCCUCAGCCUACAACAACAUCACUGACAAUGACAGAAACAUUUGAUGUCACAAUGGGCAGCACAACAGUGCUGAAACAUGCAAGCUAGUAGAAAGUUUCCUUCUCUGCCAACUGACUCAAGACUUGAGCAAGAUGAUGGACUGGCCAUUUCAAAUGCCACACAGAGAGAUACAGAAAACAUGAAAAAGGAAAUAUGCAGCAUCUUUAAUCACAAUGGGCUACAGAUCACCAUUGAAGUCAACAAACAGACUCUCAACUUCCUAGACAUGACUUUCAACUUUAACAAAAGCACCUACCUGCCCUUCACAAAGCCUAACACCACACUACAAUAUGUCCACUGCAAGAGCAACCACCCACCAAUCACCACAAAGAACAUACCCGCUGGCAUCAACAAACAACUGUCAUCCCUUUCAUCUGACAAAGCAUCCUUUGAUCAAGCUGCCCCUCUAUAUCAAAAAGCACUUGACAAAUGCAGAUACUGGUUCACUCUACAUUACAAACCACCUACAACUAAAAACCAAAAACAGACAAUGGAACAACAUACUCUGGUACAACCACCCAUUCAGCAAAAACAUUAGCACCAAUAGCAGACAAGCACUUCUCUAAAGACCACAAACUUAGAAAAAUCUUAAAUUGUAAUACAAUUGAGAUCAGUUACAGCUGCAUGAAUAGCACUAAAGAGAUCUUUGACAACCACAACAAACACAUUUUAAAUUCAUCCAAACAUAUGGAUGACACCACAGAUAACACCAACACAAAAGACACCAAAACUUGUAACUGCCGACAGAAGAACACAUGCCCACUUAACAGAAACUGCCCCCAAUUAUCACUAAUCGACCAAGCCACUACCAUACAUAAGGACAACAGCACCACUGAAGCAUACAUCAGACAAGUUUACAGAAAACGAAUUUUAGACUAGGUACAGAAACCACAUCACAUCAUGACAGAAACAAAGCAUUACUGCAUAACAAUUGAAAAAAGCAUUUAAAUUUACAGCCACAUCUAUUUUGCAAAUUUGUUAAGUAUAUGAACAAUGGUUACAAAUAUCCUUGACAAUAAAAUCCCUUAAUGAGUGAGUAAUCACAAAACAGGCUUGUAGGGAUGAAAGUAUAGUCUCUUUGUUUUUCCCCUAUCUCAAUAUAUAUAUAUAUAUAUAUAUAUCAAUUAUUUUAAUCAAUUAGUUGAAAAUUAUUAUUUUUAGUUUUAUAAUAAAAAAUGAUGAAUAAUUUCCUCAGUCUAAGCAAACUGGUGCUCAAAUCUAGUGUUAUGGAUGCUCCCUUUAGUAAGCUGACAAUGUGAGCUGUAGAUAUAUCAAUCCACUGAUCCUGUGUAUCUUCAAAAUUAUAAAUUCUAGAACAUUUUGUAAUAUUUAUAUUUGUUUCCUUGAGAUUUAAAGUAGUUGCAGAUGCCUUGAAGCUGUCUUUGAAAAAAAUCUGAUAAAAACCUGUUUCUUGAAUAAUCAAUUCACCUCCAUUUUUCAAACUGAAAUGUGUUGCUUCAGCAAAAGUUACUGUAUUUACGUGAAAUAAGUCUCUUAAGUUUAAUGGUUUUUUUUUCUAUUAUGCUUGAGAUUGUUAUUAUAAUAGUUAGUUUAUCUAUUUAUAUUGGUGUCAUGUAUCUUUUUAGAUACAGGAUUUUGAUUGUUGACAAAAUCAACCACAUCCAUUUUAGCCUUCUCAUUGAAAUUGAUGACACCAUUGUAAACGGUGUGUAAAGUAUCCUAAACACUUGUCUUGAUAUCAUCAUGAUACCCUGAAACACCACGUACAAUGACAAAAUUUGUAAGUCCUGUGUAUAACUGAUGCCAGAUUUAUUCUUCAAAACCAUACCAAUUGUGAGAUAAUUGGGAGUCAUUAUUGUAUUUAUGAAGAUUAAUUAUACUUCAGCUUUGAUCACUAAACAUAUUAGUUGAUGUUCUCAAAACUGUCUCAACCCUACUAGUAGCAGAUAUUUGAACUGUUGAAUGGUGGAUUGAUGCUGAAGGAAAAUAUAAUUAAAAAACGACAGUAUAUUCACUAGUUGCAAAAGGGUACAAUAUUAUUCAGACCUACACAACUGCCAUAAAACCCUUUGCUUGCAUCAAGAUGAAGCUUCAUCUCAUAUGUCUCUUUUUUAUUUAGUGAAAAUCUUUAAAUCUUUGUAGUUUGGACACCUGAUACAUCAUCUUUGUCACUAAAUUCAGAACUUGGGUUAUCCAUGAGAUAUUGAAACACAUUAAUAUCAUCUUGAUAUGCAAUGAUUUAAUCUGUCAUCGAAGUACUCUGUAGGUUUGUAUAGCUGUCAGACAUCAUCUAAUUGACAUAAGUGUUAGCAGCAUAAGUGCUUUCAUGUGCAUGUGCCUCUUUAAGAGUUAUGAUACUUCUUGUAUUCAUAUCAAGAUUGCCAGACAUUAUUUUUGACCCAUCCAUUCUCAAAAAUAUGUUUGUUUUUGUAUCAAUAUACCAUUUGUUUGAAGCAUCUGUUUAAUUGACUGGGUCAGCUGGAUUAUAAAUAUUGUUUCCCUUCAUGUCAAGGCUGUUGGACAAAUUAUCAUUUAAUAUUAUAUGAGAUUUUUUUAGAUCCAAUAUACCCACAAUCUUCAUAAACAGUGUUAUACACCAUCAAUUCCAAUGCAUGGGAACCUAACUUUGCCUUCCCCUGUUUUUCUGAGAAUGUCACACAAUGGAAAAAUGCAGUGAGAUCAUAUGGCUAGUCUCCUAUAGUAUUCUAACACUUUGAUAUUAUAAAAUGAUACCAUCAAAUGAUUCCAUGAUAUAAUUUCAUCAAAUGAUUCUAUUAAAUAAUUCCAUCACAUGGAAAGUAGUAUAGAGAGCUGGGGUUUGUACCAGAUCACGAUCUGGUACUGCCGACUACUAUACUACUUAUGUUUGCUUGCUUGCAAGUUAGAAAUGUCAGUUUGGUUUCUGGUGAUGGUUAUGAGAAUUUUGACUAUUAUCAUAGGUUUUCCAGCAUGACCAGAAUUAGGUUUUCACUCUCUGGCACAAUGAAACAUUUCUUUGUCACAAGGAAUAAUUUUGUUCCCUGAUAGGUUUUGCAGCACUUGGAUGUUGAUAGAUUGAAGCUGACAAUCAGUACUGCCCUAGAAGAUGCAGAACGUAGGGAAGGAUUUUUUCCACAUAUGCAGGUUUGUUUGACCAACACACAAAUUGAAUAUGGGCUCAGAAUUUUCUAAGUUAGUCCUUCACUGGCAGUGUACCCCUAUUCAAACAGUAACCUAUAAAGCCUACUGCCUGUUGUACCUCAUAUUAUCGCCUAAAAUUGCUUCAAAUUUUUGAAAAUUAAUGAGCUUAAAGGACUGCUCUACCAGUUUGAAAAUUUCUUUUAACAUAAGGAUGACCACUGAUGAAUUGAUGCACCAGAGAAGGGUGUAUGAAUUAAUGCACAAAAAAUUCAAGGAAAAAGCAAAUGAAUAAACAAAGGUAUGAACAAAUGCAUUCUUGAAUUGAUGCAUGUGUGAAGACAAAAACCAGGGAUUUAAAGGCCAUGUGAUAAAGCUUUAUGGAAAUUUGUGUAGUUAUUGUGGCUUAAUUACUCUGCAAUAUAACUCAAUAACACAAUUCUAAACAAAGACAACUUUUCUUUUCAGUGGCCCUGUCAUCAAUGUUAAUAACCUGUUUUAAACUUUUCCAGGAUGUCCCAAUGAAGUUACAAGUUCCCCUUCUGGAAAUGUUAAGGUUCCCAUAUUUCUUACAUAAUGAGACACUAGCAUUAUGGUUUAAAAGAGGACUUAUUGCUCUGAAUGUGUGUGGAUGUCCACUCAAGUUGGAGGAAAAGCUUCCUGGAGCAUAUCUUCUGCUUGUUCAUCCUGAUCCAGAGGUAUGAAGAAUGAUUUAAUAUUAUCCAGUAAUACAGUGUAUUGUUAAAUUAAAUGUAUUGUCAGUAAUAUUAGAAGUAUUGUAAUAUAGUGUUUAUAUUGAAAAACAGUGUAUUGUUAAAUUAUCACUGUAUUGCGAAAUAUAAUUUUACAAUGAUAGCUGAACUUUGCACUGUUGAAUUACUUCAUUCAAGACUGCACAACGAUACUUAACAACUGCAUUGCCAAUUGGAGGUUGGGUGCCUGAAACAUCCAAGAGCUUCCACUAUUGGCAGCCAGCUCCUACAUGGAGACUUCUCCCAUAGCUGGCAAAUCCUGGCAACCCAGCCAUGAGCCCCCACACAGGAAAGGAAAACAGGCACCUGUCACACUUAAUAAACAGUGGAAAGAGGUAAGGAAUGGGUGGGGAAAACUGCCUGGAGGAAGAGCUGCCAAUACUGACAAUGCUGCAAAAAUAAAUGCUCGAAGUACACAUAAGAACGCCUCAAACAAAGAGCACAUGGAAUUCUGACACAUGCUUCUACGAAAACUGCUGACUACUAGAGAACACUGACGCUCUUUGUUGUUUACUCUGUCAAAUUAACUGCAUUUAACUGCAUUUAAUAACUGCAUUGUUAACUGGAGGUUGGGUGCCUGAAACUUCCAGCAGCUUCUGCUAUUGGCAGCCAGCUCCUAGGUGGAUACUUCUCCCAUGACCUCUGAGCUGAGCUCAAUCAGCUUGGAGAAAUAGGGCUCAUGGCAACAGCAGGCCAUGGCCUCAAGAAAAACUGCCCAAAUCUGACGGCACCCACUGAGUGGUGGAAGUGAGAGAUUCUGACCAUCAUACCUGCUAUGUAAUCUGUUUUGCUACUGAGAGGAUGCUAUCCACAGGUGUGCACACAUACAAUAAAUAUGCCUCACUUGACCAGCGUCCCAUGGUCUUUCUGAGGUGGUCAGAAGUGCCCUGCUGAGCAGUUGUAGUUGCAACUCCAAUUCUAAAGCUCUGGCCAGAGAACUUUCUGAGAAUGCCUGCUACCUAUAGUGUAGAUUGUAAGAAUGAAGAUAGACAGGCCCCCGAAAGAGGACAGCCAUCUUGAUAAAUAAAUGGGAGACCUUUACCUGGCCCUCGAAGGUGAAGGUAGUUUGAUAAAGCUAACACAGGGCAGAGUGAUGUGGAGCCACACCCAAGGAAAAUGAAACAGCCCUGCCAGAAAGGAUCAGUCUUUGCGCAUUUAAUGAACACCUUGAAACUUUGAAGAUUUGUCAAGGAAUCUACUUGCAGAUCUGCUAUUGUCAGGUGCACAGCUGGGUCAAAAGGACCAUUCAUUGUAAACUCACCAGCUCUGAGAAACCUAAAGAAGCCAAAGCAACAAGUCUCCCACAGCAUGACAUUGUCAGGGGUGGAGAAGUCCAAGGAAUUGUGCACAAUGGCCCAAAGGUCUGCAGUCACAGGCUGACCUGAUGUCGUUUAAUCCCUCUUAAGACCCACUGUAGCAGAAGACAGUCAGUGAGUGGGUCAGAACAAACAGCAGACAGAUAAACUUUAAUAUAGGAGUGAUUAAGAUGAUCUGCAAGGCGUGCACAGAAGCAUAUUAAUGUUUGUUCACUGGCAGGUAGACUGGCAUUUUGCUGUCAAGUCACAGGAAGCUGGGGCAGGAGUGACAGUGGUACUGGUGUAGCUACAGUUGCUGUGUGUGGAGCUAGGUGAUGGAAACACUGAAUCUUCUAUGCAAUAGAAGGGAAGACGGGGCAGAGGGUAAUCCAAAGGGAGGAGCCAGAUUGCUGAAAUAAUUGCCUUGCCACUUCAUUCCAAGCAAAUAACAAUCAUCAGAAUGGAGAGGGACAUUGGGGUACAUACUUUCCACAUCAAACUUUGCCAUAAGUACUCCUUCACCAUAAGACAUGAUCCCGCUGAUGACAUCAUCUACUUUCAUGUACUGCAAAGAGAAAGGCUCUUCAGGAAUGCUGUCAUUGAAGCUAUGCCUCAGUGGCUGGAUAAAUCCAAGAUAAGCCGCCACUUUCCAGGUUGGUAUUUCUUUGGGAUCACUCCAAAGAGACUGACAUGAAGGCUUGGAAUUGGAGAUAUAGAGUAGGGGCUACAGUUACACCACCUUUCUAAAGUUCUGUGAGGAGAUACUGGUCAAUCACAGAAGGGUGAAGUGAUGCUGAUGGCAUAUUCUGGGUCGCAGACCUCAACAAUACCACCAAAGGAUCAGUUUCCUGUCGAUUUGAAGCAUGAGACCGAAGCACAUGUAUUCGUGGAGUGGCUUUGCAUGGCCGCUAAAAUGUGUGGUAAUGACUUGCCUAACACUCAGGAAAAGGCUGGACUGAGAUCCUUGGUGGAGAGCACAAAAGAAGGAGGGUUGACUGCAGGAGCUGAGGCAGCCAAGGUUUCUGUUAAGGAAGGAGGAGGAUCCACAGAGGACAGGACUGAAGAAAUUAAUUCUGGUGAUUCCAGCAUGGCAGUGGCUCUGUUAUUUGUCGAACGCCUGGAAAGCUGAUCCAUACGAACGAAAACAGUUAAUCACCAGGAAAACAAAUGAAAGAUAAUAGUGCUUAAGCCUUUUGAGAUGAAAACGAAUGAGGAAAAUGAAAACUGCCUGGAGGAAGAGCUGACACUCCUCACAACACUGCAAAUACACGCUCAAAGUACUCACAAGAACACCUCAAAUGAAGAGCACAUGGAAUUCUGACGCAUGUGCAAAUGCAAAAACCACUGAAUACUAGAUACCGCUGAUGCUCUUUGUUGUUAACUCUAUUAAAUUGCUUUUAACUGCAUUAUAACUUAAGACUGUUUCUCUUAACUUAAACUCCUGUCAGUGUGAGUGACUAAGACAUAAUUUCCCCAUACAAUAACAGUACAAUAUCAAGCAGACAAGUGCCAAGAAGUAAAGAAAAAUAUCAAUUGGGGGACUAUUAGUUGAUUCAAUAUCAAGUUGCAGAAGUAACAUCAUGAGAAUUGUAUUGUAGAUACUAAGGAGAAUUGCUAAUGAAAUCUUGGGAGUUUAAGGGUUAAUUGAGGUGGCCAGCAGGUGAAGAGAUGUUUUGUUUGUUAUUGAUCUGAAUGUUAUUCCUUAAAAUUUAUACAGGAGUAAAAUUGAAUUGAUAAGCAUCUUCCACAAUGAUAAAAAAAUGGUAUACAAUAAUACCACAGUACCCAAUAAUUCAACAGAGAUUUUAUGCAGAAACCUGUGAAGGCAAAUUAAAAUAAAUUGUGCUCAACCUUUUGCACCAAACCUCAAACUUUGAAAAAAAUUCAUCAAGUUUAUUACUUUUUCGGAAUCUGGAGGUCACAGGUUCAAGUCCUUUACUCUACCAUUCAGUUUGAUUUACUUUGAGUGUUGCAGAAUUUGAUAUAAUUUCCUUUUUGGACCUUAUGUAUAGUUACUGUAACUAAUUUGUCUUCUACCAUAAUGAUUCCAAAUUUUAAAAGGUUACAUUAUGCGUGGAUUAUUCUCUGUGUGUUAUAAAUAGUUAUGAAUAACACAGAAGUGCUAUCACCACUUAAAUGAGGUUAGAUAACUAUUUUUUUAAUUACAUGUAUCUUUAUAUCAGGUGCGGGGUUGGGCAGUUAUAAGUGUGAGAGGACAAGGAAUGAUAAAUCCAGACGAAUACGAUCUCUUGAAAGAGGUUAUCAAGUGGAUGAUUGAUGUCGUGGAGUUUAAUCUGUUUGAACUUUCUGAAAUUGUAAUACCGAAGGACGAAAAUACUACUGGCCUGCCUCUUCAAUUUCUCCCACCACACUUGUAUGUUCCUCUUACUAUAAAAGAGUACUGGAUGGGACUGUUUGUGCUACUGAUGCGAAUGGAUGUGGCCACAGUGCAGUCAUGCUUUAUGAGUUACACUGGUCACAUAGGGAUUCUGAAUGCAAUUGUGCAGCCAAUGAGAAAUCAAGGUACUUAGGGCCUACUGUUAACCUGUUACAAAAUGAGUAGAUAAGUUUUGUGUGUAAUGAUACAUUUUAGAAUUAAUCUUAUUAGUAGAAUUACAGUUACAAAUGAACAUAAAUUAUUCCCAUAUGAGUAUUAUACCUUAAAGUACAAAGUAUGACGAUAUUGUAAAUGCCAGAUGAAGCAACAAAAAAUUAUAUUUUACUUUUUAUCUGCCCUUCUUUUCGUGCUAAUCAAGGUACAGCUCAUUUUAAAGGUUAUCAUAGACUAACUGAUAAGCCACCUUCAGCUAAAGAAAGUCUGGUUUUUUUAGAUUUCGUGACACAAAUAGUAGUUCACUCUGAGGAUUAAGCUCUUGGAAAGUUUUUGGUGGAGAUAGCUGCAAAGACUUAGUCCCCUCUCGGUGUCUGGGGUACCUCCAUUUCAUUUCUGCCCUUAUGCUUCUCCCUUUUCAUCACAAUGUGACUUUAAGACUAUUAUUCUUGAGUCAGGUGCUAGACUUCGACGUAAGCAUUUUAUUUUAUAUAGAUUUGGGCAAUUUUAACUCAGAUUGUUAACUGCUUAUUAUCCUCAGAGGUGGAAGCAUUUUGGCCAAUGCUACAGUGCUUUGUUGUCUUGCAAGAGAGACUUGAAGAGAGAAUCUGGCAGAUUUCUGUGUUCACAUAUAAGCCUGAAGAACUCUUUGAGAUUAUAACGGAAAACUGUUCCUUUAAAGAGGCUAUUUUGCAGUGGCAAACCCAAGAUGGUGGAGUGAAAUUCAAGCCAAAAGAUGUCAAGCAGUCAAAUAGAGCCAGGUCUUUGAGUGAUGCAAAAUCUUCUAGUGGAUUUUACAACACGGCAUUGGCAUGGUUUCAACCUUUUGUGCUUUCUCUUCUGGACUUUGAUGAUGGUCAGCUCUAUGUCUCACUUGUAAUUAGAUAUCUUCACAAUGUUGCAGGUAAGAAUAAAGAAUAAAUACAGGAGAAACAACACAGCUCUAACCCUUUACACUGUAUCAGUAGCAUUUAUAUUCUCCCCACUGUUCUCUUUACAUAUCCUGUGGUCUUGACAAGGAGAAUUUGCUUGACAAUCAGGAGCUUCUUAAACCAGUGAUUAUUUCCUUUACAGGUAUCCUCGUCACCUUUUAUAUUUGAAUUAAGCUUAGUGCUGUAAGGAGAAAUUAGAGGCCAAUCGCUUCUCGAGGGUAAAGGGUUAAAGAAGUUUAAAAUGUGCAAUUCUAUUGAGUCUAAUUGUGGGAUAAUUAUGAUGUAGCUUUGAAAUUGUGUUUGGGAAAUUUCGAAUACAAAAAUACUUUGUGUUCCAUGAGAGCCUCCUUUGCAAGUAGUUUUUAGAUCAAUUAAAAGACGGAAGCUUACGGCAGGGUUAUGAUACAUUUGUUCCAAGAAAUUUUAACUGAUUUAUCUGAGAAAUUGUUGAUACUUACCUUACAAUCUUUGUGGAAAGAAGUUAGUUUAGGCUUGAAAACUUUUUGUAACCUCUGAUGGAUAAGGGGCUCACCUGGGUAGGAUAACGAUAUCGGUGUUCUCCCUUAUUCCAAGCAUGACAGGUAAAAUAACUUUUCAAAACACAAGAGCAACACUUUUACUUGAAUUUUUAAGAAUUCCAAGUGAUUUUAGGUAGUUAUAAGUGGUUCCUUUGUACACACACCUAGGCAAGAAAUUCCAAGUUACAAGAUAUUAUUGCACUGUGAUUGUACAUGUAUACCUUAACAUAGAAUAUACAUUGACCAACACAGUCAAUAUAACAUAAAAACGGACUUUGAAUGGAUGAGAACUGGCAUUAGUUCUCUGUUGGCUAUGAGCCUUGACAACAUAAUCCAAAUUCUGUUUAAGGUAACCCUAUCAGUCCCAAGAUCACAAUAGUAGUUCUUCUUACUUUCUGCCAUACAACUCUUAUAUUGUUGGUUAAGAGAACUUGGUAUUGGAUCAAGAAAUAAUCUCCUAGUUUAUAUUUUACUGUUUUCUCAUCACUUUUCUGCUUGAAAUUGUAUUGAUUCAACAAAUCAUCAAUGCAUUCAUUAAUUAAAUUCAUUGCAGAUGAGUGUGUGACUCAAAGUACUUUCAAGUCAGAUGUUCAGUCUACUUUGUUAGGCAUAAUUCAUGAAUUGGUCAAGAGACAAAUGUCGGUGCUCCUGGCUCCUACAGCUGGCCUUUGGGCAAAAGACAUGGUAGAUUUUGUUUUAACUGAAACAGGGGACAAGAAGGUGAAAUUUACGUUUACCAUAUUUCACAGAGAUCCUUACUUUCAGGAAAUAUUUCCAUCAGUGACUGGUGUUGUGUUACAAGCAUGAUGUAUAUACAGUUAUGAUUCUAUCACCUGAUAGUCAUGUUCCAGGAGGCUUUCCCAGUAAUUCUCUUGUCAAAGCAAAGGCAAAGGAAUGAGUCAGAGCUUUUUCUUUCACUGAUUUCUCAAAGUGUUAAGUAUCAAAACAGUGGAACUUCAAAUAAGAUACUGUGAGGAAAAUGAAAAUAAUUUUGGAGCGCCCAAUUUUGAUAUUUAGAAAUUCAGCAUUAAUCAACAUUUCAGACCACAUGGCUUCGGGAAGUUUGCGUUCCAGUUUAGGGUUGGGGUGGUUUAUUCCCCAGAGAUUCAUGGUGACCUCUAUUAUCUUUCACUGAUUUUACAAAACAUUGACACUGAACCACACUUCCUUUAUUUCCUGCUUUUCUAUAAUGGUUACCAGUCAUUUUAUACCCACCGUCAUUUCAUACCCGGUUGUUUCAUAACCAGGUAGGUCGAGUCGUACCGGGUCUGUUGAUUCAUUUUCCAUGUUAAGUAUGUUAAUACUAAGGUUGAUUCUUAUUUUCAAUAGCAAUGUUGCUUGUGUUAAUUAAGUUUAGUUUGCGAGACAUGCAUUUUUGAUACACAUCUACUAAAUGUAAGCCCUGGAACUGAAAUGCGGGGUUUGGGAGUAAAAAAUAUCGCACUGCUACCUCUAAUGUUCUCUUUGUCAAGAGUGGCAAUGUUUGGGUGAAGUGUCUUGCCUAAGAACAUAACGCUGGUAAAAGCCUUGACUUGAAUCCCAGACACUUAUGUUCCACGUCAUUUUUUAAUGUGCACAUUUGUUUUUAGAAAGUUGAUGUUACCAGAAAACUACUUCAGCUUCUGCUUAAGGCUAGUCAUCGAGAGGGAUCGAAACAUGCCCUCAAGUUCUGGGAAUUGUUUGCAUUGCCAGGACCCAAGGAGCUGUCUGCAGAGGAAAAGCAGCAGAUAAUUUCACUCAUUGAGGUACUGGUUUUGCCUUGACAAUCAAACUUGUUCUUGCCAGUCUCUGAGUGCCUUCCAUUAAUUGGAGCUGACUGACCUAUAGGCGAUUAUGUGCAUGCUCUGAUUGGUCGAUGAUUGUGUCAUCUCUUGCUAAAGUCACUCUCAAUCAAGGUGGUUAUAGUAGGGAUUAUUCGCCAGUUUUCACUUUGGGAAGUAAUUGGUAAUUAAUCUAAAACUCCUUUUAAAAAAAUGUACAGUGAUAAGUCCUGUGACAGCUUAUUCUAGUUUGCACACUUAGUGAAGAUUAAUCAACUGAUGUGUUGUGCACAUACUUAUAAUUCAAAACAUUCCUCUAACUGUAAUAUAUUAUCAACAAAGUUUCAGCUCAGGAAAGUGACACCUCCAUUCAAGAGGCACAAAUACUCGGAAUAAUGUUCGUAAUACCUUUGUACACCUGUAUCUUUUACCCUCAUUAAAGGGACACCUCUCUUCAGGGAACAUUAUUUUUAGUGUAGUGGAUUUCCCCAGAACGGAGGUUCCCCAGUUUGCACUAAUUGCAGUUUAUCUCUUAAUCCUUUACACCCUGAUAUCAGAAUCUAUAUUCUCCAUACUCUUCUCUAUACUUAUCCUUUGGUACUGACUUGGAGAAUUCAUGUAGCAAUCAAAUCUUCUUGGGUUGGCGAUCAUUUUCUUUAUUCUCGUGAUCUUAAUGAAUGAUUCAGCAGUAUUUCUGUAAGGAGGAAAAAGAUGCUGGUCACUCCUAGGGGCUAAAGGGUUAUCGUGUUGAUUCAGCGUUGCUGAGAUGGGAUUUGUUAGUAGAAAAAGUAUCUGGAAGUUUAUGGCUUAACUUGCAUAGUUAAGAAGUAUUUAUGUCUUGCACUCGUUGUGAGGCCUGUGUAUUGAUAUUAGGUUUGAUUUAAAGGCCAGUUUAUCUAAAAUUUCGAUUGUUUCAUUUGGUCCUAAGGCUCAACCUUCCUUAAAAGUUCCAACCCCUGGAUUCCUCAAUAAAUCUUUGUCUCCUGCAAAUUCCAUGGAUAGCGCAGAUAUCAAGUCAUGUCGUAAAGCUAGCCUCCCCAUGCAGGGUGUUAUCCAAAUAAAGAAAGAAAAAGCUCAACAGUCACACGAGCAGUUUGAUUCUAAUGGAUUAACGGAAAGAAAAAGCGGCGACGAGGAAAGUUUUCGAUCAAGAGUGAGGCCCUGUCCUAGUUCAAUGUUGAGCAGUUUUGAAGAUGAACAAGGUGUUAUCCGUAUAGAGAAAGAAAAAUCUUGUCAGUCACACGAGCAGAUUAAUUCUAACAGGUUAACAAAAACAAGAAGGAAUAACUUGAAAAACAAGAGAAGUUUCCGAGCAGGAGCGAAGCCUGGUCCUAGUUCGCGUGUGAGCAGUUCUGAAGACGAAGAAGAAGAGGAAGAGAUUGCUAGCAGGGAUUUAAUGAAAAGGGGCAAAAAGCCUCGAUGUCAUUUACGGAAUAUUAAAGUGUAAGGGAACUUCCCUGUAAAUUACCUCAUUAAAUUUGUCGUUUUUACUUUAGCUCGAGGGCUAGGUCAUUGCAACUACUGUUCGUACAAGCAAACACGGUUACGAUGUCUUGUGCUGUGACGGGACACCCCUUAUCAGUGUUUUGAAAAAAAUGAUUCUGAAAUGUAUUGUUUGCUCUUCCUUCAUAUCAUUGCCAAAACUUCCCAAAACAAUUCAUAAUCAGUUGUUUUGGUUAUUAAAAAAAACAGAGUACUUUCAAUUGAUUUUGUACAUCCUGAACCAAAAUAAUCUUAACGACCAGUUGGGACCAAGGAAAACGAAUAAGGGUAUGAGAACUCAAAGUUACUACAGCAGACUGCCAGAAGCACGGGGAAAUGCGAAUGACUCAGUCGCGAUUGUCUUUAGACUGGUUUAGAAAAUGGCACGAGUUUGACAUAAGCAAAGCAAAGCAAAACUAGUAAAUUACUUCAUUUUCAACAGUCCAUUGCAAGUUGGUUUCAAAUAUCACACAAAAAUGUGUCAUGAGAAAGUGAAAACAAACAGACAAACAUUUGAUGCGUUGUGGGUCGUUGGCAGGUACUAUUGCUCAUGAAAGAUAAUGUACUAUUGUUUUCCAGGUCUAAAAUGUCUCCAGAGUUGGGUUUUGAACUUAUGACAGCCAAAGUUCCUCUAGUUGACUGCGGAGCGUCCUUGGGCCCUGUAAAAGCUGAAAAAAGCGUCCAGCACACGGCUCUUCAAACAACUGUAAAGCAUCGAAGAAAUAGAGCCAGGAAAUCAGCUGGCAGGAUAAAGAAAGUUUCUCAGACUCCCAUCCUUAUGAAUUCUGGUACGUUGGUACAUCCAUAGUUUUCAAGAGUUUAUACUUCUUUUUUUUAAAAAACAUUGAGAAAAAGUAUUUUUCAUUAGUGAAAUUUAUACCCUUAUUCCGGAGCAUGUGUCUGACCAAUUAGCUUCCCCUUUGAAUUUUGACUAUGAAUAUAUGAAAAUCAUGUAUGUGAACUAUGGAUAAAGACGUGGACCACACUUGACUACGGGAAUGAAAAAAAAGGAAAAAUUGAAAGUGAACCAGAAUGUUGAGCCAGGCCAGAGUUGAGCUACCCUUACAACAUAUAGAUUGUACCCUCGGAGUAAAAUUCAUAUUUCAAUUGCUGGCAUUAUAACCAUUGUUUUUGUCACUUGCGGGGCUUGUUUUAAGGAGGGUCUCCUAUAUUUCACCCAGAGAAAUUCCAGUUGAAUUUGGUGUAGGCUGUACAGUUUUACAAGAUUAUUCUUCUCGUCAGUACUUUAGACGCGAUUUGAUUUGCUUGUUUAAUCAAGGUGCGUGGAAAGAAGACGCAAUUGUUCUGUCGGAUGACGAAGAAUCCUCACCAGAUACAUCCAAUCAAACAAAGCCCGUUUCCUCGAGACAAGAGCAUCUUAGAUUUUUAGACGAUUACUUGAACUGCGAGAGCCUUCAAGACGACGACAUUGCUCUCAAUAAACUCAUGGAUGAAGUAGAUCCAUCGCCAAAUUCAGGAACGACUCGGUCGAAAAAUUUGUCAACAAAGGAAGCUGUUGAUAGUGAUAGCAAGAUGAGUAGUUCCGACGAAGAGCUCCUUCGUUCUGUUUUCGAAAGUGAUGACAAAGGCCGUAAAGUUAAGGUGAAAAGUGAAGACAGAGAGAUGGAUGGUGAAGGUGCCUCCUGUCGGAAGACCGUCGCAGGCGACAACAUUGAUAAAAUGAAGAGGAGAAAAACAACCGAAAGGGAUGUUUUUUCUUCUCAAAGCGUAAGAAAGUCAGAGUCACGAAUUCCAACAAAUUAUACCAGUAUAACAAUAAAAACGGAAUCCGCUGAUUCAAACGAUGACCUGGAUGAUGAGCCCCUCGCAGCACAUCAUCCUUUUGCUGGUGUGAUGGUCAAAACUGAAGUGAACCGCAUUUCGGAGGAUGAAGCCAUAAAUGUGGAGGCUGCAAGCCCAGUAGUACGUGACAUUGACUGUAGUCUUGUUAAGAAAGAGCAGCCAGAAAACGUUCGUAACACCUCUUCAUUUGACCACGCAACUGACGCUGAAAUUGGAAGAAGUGAUUUUAUCUUGGCUGGUUGUAUAGAUUCGGAGCAAAACGCCCAACCAGUUCUUUCUACAGUCAAACCUGAACCUUUGGAACAAGGGGAAGAAAAGACACUUUCUCUCUCUGACAUUAGCAAACAGCUUCAGAAUGAUACUCGUUUCGACGAUGAUAUGAAUUUUUGGGGUCACUGCUGCAAUUACAAUGAACUUUUGCUGAAUUCUCAAGAUAAUGCCCUCGCAAGCAUAGAAGAAGAUCUUGUUGAUGUAUACGGCACGCAAACCACAAAUCAGACGGAAGAUGACCUUUCGUUGUCAGAUGAAGAUGUUAAUGUUGGAGAUAUCCCGUUGGACGAACCUGUGCAAAAUCCAGACUUAAAUGAUAACUUUCUGCCAGAUGAAGAAGUCAAAAGUGUAAAACCUAAGAAACAUGUAACAUUUGCACCUGACAUACGUUCGUCUGAUGCGGUCACAAACUCUUCUGGUGGAAUUGCAAGCUCGAGUAAGCUAGCGUCUCCUCAGGCGGCCAUAACAAAGCCGACUAGAGUUCUUUCAGAGGAUGACUUUUUCCGCGAGAUCCUAACCUGGAGGGUGGAUCACUUUUUUGAGUCAUUGAGAAAUGGUAGAUCCACCACUUUGCCGCGAAAUUAUGUUGCAGAUCGUGUACCGGAAAGCUUCAACUCUAUGGACGAAUAUUACAAAAUAUUCAAGCCCUUGCUCUUCAUGGAAAUUUGGCAACAGGUACUAGAGUAAAAGCAUAUUAUGGUUUCUAUGUAGCCGUUUAGAUUUAAAGGACGGGCAGAAUGGUAAACGGCGGGUAGUUAUGAAAAGUAAUCUGCUCCCGUCCUAGGAAGACUGCAACUUGAUUAUUAAUAUUUUUUUCGUUAUCAACUGCUUUUUUGAUUUUCCUGCUCUUUGGCACGCCGUAGAUAUUGCAUUUCGUAAAAUAGUGCGGGCAGUACUUUGGGAACUCUACUAAACUUACUUUUUAAAUAUUCGAAUGCUAGUGUUUUCGUAACUAAAGGCCUGUCGUUUGUUAAUGCAAACUUAAGAUACAAUUGGUUGUCUAAUUCAUUUUCUUUUUAGCUCUACACGUGACGAUGAUCGGUUUGUGACGUUUACCUCGAUCAAACUACUUGUAAUAACUCUCAAUUCUUCAUUUUAGGCUCUUGGUUCCUGGGGUAGUAAGGAUGUGAACAGGAAGUGUGUUACCAUGAAUGUUCUCGAUGGAAGUAACGCCAAUAGUUUCUGGAUCAUUCCUUGCCGUGGUGUUAUUAACGAACAUCAACAAAAAGGGGCUUUGUUCCCGAUGGAAAGUGAUUUGGUUCUUGUUACGCGCUCUGCAGCUGAUGGAAGAGGUGAAUAAGAUACGUCUGAUGUGAUUAAAUUUUCUCUAUGGCUCCAAUUUUGAUUUAUCAUCAGGAUUUGAUAUGAAAGAUGGGAUAUUUUUUAGCUCGAUCAUGCAACGGCCUUGCUCACUUCACUGAUGCCUAGUGAAGGCUGCGGGGAAAAGGAAAGUAUGCGGCUCAAUUUUAAUAGGAAGAUUUACUAACAUAAUGGAUCUAUAAUGGUGAUAUAAGGUGUAUGAUAUAGUCUUUGAUGGCAGUGGGCCUUGCUUACCAUAGAGUUUCUGUGGCUCAGUGACAGAGCAUCUUAGUACGGAAUGCGAAGGUCUGAGGUUCGAUUCUUCGUGAGGACUGAAAAUUUUUUCUUUGUCCCACGUUCGUGACAACAUGAAAAAAAUACCAUUCUUUAUUUAUUCGCCCAAACCGGGGAAAACGUUGAACCACAUCACACUCAAAUGAAGUGUGUUUCAAUUUUCGCGAUUAUCAUAAGAAAUUGCCAACGGUUCCUCCAACCAACUGUGGUAGCGACUGAUGGGAUUACUAUAGUGUGUUUGUAUUUAAUAGCACAUGAAAAUUUUUUUGGAAAUCGCACCUAGAGUUUUUGUUUCGUUUUUUUUGGUUAUGAUUUUUUGUGCGAGAUUGUUCUUUUUCAUUUGUUUGUUUGUUUUUUGUCAAAAGGAAGCUAACGAUGAAAGUAUCAUGAAAGGUCGCCAAUAGAUCUACCUUAAAAUUGAUAAUUUGAGAAAGGCUGAAUAAAGUUAUCUUAAAAUCAUUAAUGAUUUUGUUAGAAGAGAGCAGAAAAUGAAAUUCCAGUGGCAGUUGACCAUUAGAAGUACUUUAAAAUGAAAUUUGAGAAAUGUGACAUAGAGUCAUUAAAAGCUCCAAAAACUCUUAUAAUGGCUGUAUUUUACUUUAUUAUUAUUAGCAUUAUUUUGUUUGGCUUUGUUUUGUUUUUUUUAGAUGGGAGUGAUAAUAACUCAGCAGUUUUCGGAUUGGUGGAGAAGUCAGUUCUUCAAAGAGCUAAGCUGUCACGACGGGGUAGUCUGGGAAUUAGUGGUGGAGAGGAAGGUAUGGUUUCCUUCCCAUAAAAUGUUAUCUUGAAAUGAUGUUUACUUUUCAACCUCAGUGAUGUGUACGAGUCGGGAAGUUAUUGUUUGAGGAGGUUAACAGACGAACUUUGUUUCCUUUGUACUUUUUUGUUUCUUGCCAACCAAAUAUUAGCUUGGCUUAAGAACAGUCGUGACCCCUUUACUUCCAGGCUUGAAACCAAGAGGAUAGGUAAUGGGAGGAACGAAAAGUUUUCGUUCGGUAUUAUUCUUUAUAUUGACAUGAAAGUCUCAGACCUGAAAAGGUAAGAAAUGAAAAGGAUACUGUGCGAAGAAUUGAUUUUUAGGUCUUGGAAUUGUUAGAGUCCAGUGGAAUCGAAGAAGUACCAAUUAAAAACUCGGCAUAGUUUUCUGUUAGGUUUAUUUCACAUUGUGUGACAAAUUAAUAUUUGUUCUGUCAGGAUGAUUUGUCUAAGUCUGUGACUUUAAAAGUUUUUUACCUUUAAGCGUUUGUUCUGUAGAAGCUGUUGUGGCGACGUUUGAUCUGAACUUGACCAUUAAAACUGCGUCAAACUUCCGACCUGCAAGGAACUGUCGCCUUCAAGUACAGGUUGUGACGUCCCUGUUGACAGCACUGAGGCAGUGGUCUGCGUUAAUGCAAUUUAGCAAGAGCCUAUUGGCCAACGACAUUCUUAGACCGCGGAGAGCAAUUUAUUUCUGCUCCGAUGAUUAUCGUACAAUACCCCAUGUCGCUCAGGUACUACAAGUAACGGGGAAGUAGCUAGCGUUCUGGCGUCACCUUUUUCCUUGGUUUUGCGAAAUUGUGUCCCUAGUCGUUUUCCAGUGUUCCCCUGUUCUUGCAGUAAAACGUAGCCCCCUUAAUUUUCCUAACCCUAAGUAUAACGGCGUACAUCGUACUACUUAUUCCACAAAAUGCAGAAAUCUCGAAAACGCGUUCGACAGCAUACGAAAUAUUUUCACAUUGGGUUCAUGAUCGUUUUUACCAAGCCAACGGGUGGGGUACCGAAACACGAGUAACAUCGCGGUGCGUGCAACGUGGUGAAUAGGUUACGUCCGCGCGCAGGUGUGUGGUAACUACUCUUGGAUGUUCAUGCCAAUUUUUCAUCGCGCAUCCUUACUGAUAUGAAGCACUCUUAACAAGUGUAUGCCACGCUGUGUAAUGAACGGUGAUAGCCACUUUUCUAAUUUGGUCUGAGAACAUAGCAAUUGGUUGCACGAUCACCCUAUUUUUUACUUUUUUGUUUGUUUUGGUUUUUUUUUGGUGCCGGUAGAUCACUUUCCUAAUGAAUUCUUCAUGUUGGCAAGAAAAAGACAAACGAAGGUAGUUCAAUUGCCAUUGUGCAACAUUGCUAAACGAUCUCCGCCAUCUACAUAGGAAAAAAAUGGCAAGGAUUGAUAUUAUAUUAAUCGUGAAACAUCUUAAUGCUUACCUUGAAUGAACUAUUCAUCUUUACAAGGAAUACAACGAAUCACAAGAAAGGGUCAUCUCAACUGCGGCCAAUGCUGUCCAUAAUCCCUAUCCUAUACCACGUAUUUGUCUCGUUCAAGGCCCUCCGGGGACAGGAAAAUCGUACACGAUUGUGGGUCUUGUCAAGGAGAUACUUAAUGUAAGUUUUUUGCCUAACGUCUGGAGUUCCACGUCUAUUCUUACUUACAACAACUUGUUAUUACCUUAUUGCUCUUUACGUGAAAAACAGGCAAAAAUGAAGUAAGACUCGACUUUUGAACUGUGUUUUACACGUUAAACGUUAUGGUACCGAGCUGCGCCGCCCUAAAUUUUGAACUUCUGUGAGCCACAUGAGCUUUGUUUGUUUGUUUGUUUUUUUUUUCGUAGCGGGGUCAAGAAUUUCCAGGACAGACCACAGCUACCUCAUCAAAUGGAAGUGUUCGAAACAAAGUGAGAAUUCUCUUGUGUGCCCCAUCUAAUGCUGCCAUUGAUGAGUUGAUUGGUCGGUUUGCAAAAGCUCAGAUUCGACUUCAAAAUCGUCACAAUAAGGAGAAAAACAGGCGAUGUAACCGUCAAGAUGAUGUCAAGAGAGGUUAGUGAAAUGUGAAGGUUACUCCAGCUACAAAAGUAAGCUUUCUGAUGUAAAUCACUUGCCCUUUGUUUGUUUGUCUUGUCUCUUACCUUGCACAUUUAAUGCAGUUGAUUACGAUCGAGGUGCUUGCUUUCCAAGUUUUCGUGCAAAAGUUUUGGAUGGUAUCGAUAGAAUUGAGGAAUGCGACUAAUUUUACUCUUGGGUUCAAACCAGUUACCGUAUUAGCAAUUGAAUAUGUUGACAUUUGAAGGAAGACGCAUAAAGAGGAGCAUAUGAAAGAAGAAACCGGUUUGAUCCGUUUAUAUAUCUUAAGCGUCAUUCUUUUAUUGUGGCAGCCGUAGAGGUAUUCAACAUGAUGUACUUUUCUGUACGACGCGACUUAUUGAGGCAUUUGAAUAUUAUUUUCGUUUUCUCUUUUCAAGCAGUCUCUAACAACUGUGGAGAUUUGUGUCUGGUGCGAGUGGGCCGUAAAUCAUAUAUCCACCCGGGGGUUUUGAAGUUCUCAUUAGACAGUAUGACAAAGCUCGUGGUCGAUCAGUCAUCUUCAGAAACGGAGGACAGAUUAAACAAAACCAAAGAAAGUCUGGCAGUCAUUGACGAUAGAGAGAAGAAAUUGGAACGCAAGAUAACGAAGUUAAAAAGUUCACCUCACACAUCACACGAAGUACACAUCUCAGCCUUGUGUUGUGUUUUUGUUUGUUUUCGUUGGUUUGUUGUUGUACUUGUUGUAUUGUAGAAAAGGUGUAAAGCUAAAACCCAGUUUAUAUCACUAUCAACAUUAAUUGAGAACUGGUAGAAAUCGUAGAGAGGUAUUUAAACUUCUAAACUUAUUUCCUUUCUUUUUAUUGAUUUGCGAGCAGCAACUGGAGAAAUUGGAAAAGGAGAAGUUAAAUCUUAUGGACGCAGUACGAACCCUGCAAAAGAAAUUCCGGGAACAAAGGGCAGAGCAAGCCAACAAACGUAGAAAAGAAUCAAGUAUAAGAAAGGAGAUCCUCUAUCGUGCUGAUAUCAUCUGUACAACUCUCAGUGGGGCUGGUAGUACCAGCUUAAAGCAGGACCUGGAAGGACGGUUAGGACUGAUCUGCUUCAACGGUCACAAUAUUACUUGUUAGUUUUUAUAUCUAUAUUUAAUGUUUCUUCCCUUUUGCAGGCGUAUCUAUCCUCAUUUCACCUGCGUUAUUGUGGAUGAGGUAAGAGAACUCCAAGAGAGAUACUAUAUCUUACGUCUAUGGGAUAAGAUUUCAUUCUCAAAUAUUUCAUGACCAAAAUGGUGCUGAAUAUGACGUUGCUUUUUUUUAAGCUCUAGAUAGAACAUUUUGAUUUUGAAACUUAAAUCUAGUCUUUCAUGUACUCAGUUGGUAUUUCUUUGUUUGAGCGAUUUUCGACUGAGUGCCGCACUAUAAAAAAUAAAAAACGAUGGAAAUUAUCUGUUACAACAGGAGAUACUUUUAAAAGGAGGGGGUGAAAACUCGAGGCAACAAUUAGAUCGCGAAAUUAUUGCCAUUACUGCGCCUCUUGAGUCCACAAUAUUGUGACCACUGUUAUGAUGAAUAUCGUUGUCGAUUAGAGUACAGACCACGCUAAACUAUUGUUGAUUUGUUAAACCGAAGUUAAAACAGAACCAAAGCACUCUCGACUAACACUCAAUUUAAUCAAUUCCUCUAAAAACAUACAGUGAAGUGAGUGAUGUAACUUUUUACAGGCCUGUCAGUCCAAUGAACUGGAUUUACUGAUACCACUCUGCUUCCAGGCGUCUAAAGUGGUUCUUGUCGGCGAUCCUGAGCAGUUGCCUUGCACUGUACUGUCUGGGGUAUGUCAAAAAAAAAGUUGACAAAUCUUUACUACUUCCUUUCUUUUGUGCCUUCCUUAAACGGAUUUGUUUAGCUUCAGUCAACGAUCCCCUAGUUUUCCAGUCUUAUUCUCCUUUAUGGUUUUGCGAUCCAUCUUUUUUGGCCAUACCAACAAAUCGACUUUUGUUACAUUUGUUCCUGUUUUACAUAUGAUUGGAGGCAACUCAUUCGUGCUCUCAGUUAGUGAUUGACCUCUGGCACAUUUUAAUUUUGUUUUUUCCUGAUUUGUUUCUGGCGCUUCCGCUAAGCAUAGCAUAUCCAUAAUUUGAAUAAGAAUGGGAUGAGCUUCAAUUUUAAAGAACGUUUUGAAGCCAGACGAAAACGUGAUAACCUUUCCUUCUCCUAGUGAUAACCUUAUCUUCUCCUAACGUUCUUAGAGAGCAAAGGAGAAGUUAUUUGCAAGAUCCAUGUUUGAAAGACUUUACAGAUUCUUCAGAUAUCAUAAAGAAGGUAAGUUCACCUAUAGGCUUUCGUAUCAUCUUCCUCUAUAACUUGUGAUUUGCGUGUGGUCUCAAGUAAGAAAAGGCACAUUUUUAAAAUGUAAUUGUAUGACUCGAUUCUCAUUACUUGAUAAUUAUUGCCCUUUUUGUACACAAUGUAUGUGGCUUUUAUACUAGCACAAUGUCCAGCCCCAUUGGGCUUUACUGAGCAUGAAAAACAGACCCGACCAUUAAAACAAUGUAGCCUUUAUACAGCAGACCGCUUGAUAAAUUUUCACAUCUGGGGCUGUAAAACUCUGGGUCAAAUGUUGAGGUAAUAACUGGGGAAGGUUUCAGUAACACAGGGAUUUACAAGAGGAGCGUAUUUAAAUACCUGCACCACGUUUGUAUCUUUGCGCUUAAAAAGUGGGGAAAUUGACAAAUAGCAGUGGAAUAACUGUUUAACAUGUUCUUGUCUGAUAAUCAAAAGAACAUCGCUAUUUACCAUCAGCUGUAAUUUUUUUUAAUUUUGAAAAGUCUAUCAUCACGGUGGUGAGCCGUUUAAAGAAGCGAAGUUUCGCGUCUUCUCGUGAUACGUAACAGGUCUACGAUAGAGUCCAAAAUGGAGGAUAUUUAUCUUGAAAAUGAAGCAAAGCAAACAGGCUUAUGGGAAAUAGUCUAAUGAUUGUUGGGAAUCUUUCAUCUCUUCUACGUUGACAAGAAAGAAAUUUUAAAAUACUGAUGCUGUUGCCCGGCAGGGUAACCCCUUGUCAUGAUUUUACUAGUCAAGAUCUCAAGCUUUUGGGGCAGUGUGCUACAAAGAUGUUUCACAGUACCUUCGAAAGGUAUCAGCAACGACCGCGAUCGUGGCAACUCUCCUGUAGUUGUCAUAUGGUUUUCAAUCGUGAUAUUUUCAUGUUUUUCGGAUAGUUCGAAUUGCGAUUAAAAAAAAGCUUAGCAGCGCGGAAUUGUUGAAUGUAUGGGGAUAUUUCUUUGCUCUUGGAAUUUUUCUUUGUGCGUCGAGAUCAACGGAGAAUGGGCUCUAUCUCAGGGAUACACAGAAGCAAGAGGUGGACAAGAGCAUAUUUUAAAAGACGUUGUGGACAAUCGUGCUGAUACAUUAACAAACAAGAAAAGAUACGAAACUGUGUACAAGGAAGCUAUUGUUUAAGGAAUACAAAAUCAUUGGGAAAAGGGUUUAAAGUGUCUACAUAUCCAUAUCAAGGAAAAACGGCAAGGAUUGGUCAUGGUAUUUGGAAUCCAAACAUCAACACGCUCAUAUUAAAAGAAGCGUGAGUUGUAUAGUUUGUUAAUUUGGUGCGUCUCGUCAUGUGAGAUGGCUGCUCAAUUUAUGUAUAGAAGGUGAAAGGGGCUGGCAAGAAAUUUUGACAGAAGGGGUGGGUACACAGAGAUAGUCGCAAGAGAUAGGGAACCAUGAAUGGGAGGGGGGGUAGGGGAGACGUGCUGCUUAGGUUUGUUAUAUUGUUUUAAAAAUCUUAAAAGUAAUGGUCAAAGCGAUAAAGCGCGUUCAAGUUGGGGAUAAGUGGGCCGUAUCGUUUGGGGAGUGUUCUGGAUGAAUAUCAGGGAUAUAACGUUUGAAAGUCACUUCUCUCCUAACUUUUCUAGGGUGGAUAUCGGAAUCACCCUUCACCCAAUUUAGUCAUUACUCGUUUUAUUCACGUUGAAAUGAAGAAGUGGGAAAGACAGCUCCCUAAUGAUAAGUGUAUCAGACUCUGGUGCACCUAUCCGGUGUAGGACUGAGAAACAAUUUCAGUCCUUUAGGUUGGAAACGUCUCUCCCCCUAAGAUAUCUUUUCUCUCUGUCUCUUUUUCUAGUGGUAGGAGAUUAUUCAAUUUCCUAACCAUAACAAUCCUUGGAUCCUGUUUGCCUCGUUUCAACUCGCCCCUUCUUUAUUAAACUCAAUUCAUUGCAUCAUCUAAGCCCGCAACAUGGACUGACUGAAAAUCCCAAAAGUAUCAAAAACCUCCCGGGUGUCUUCAAUUUAACCUCAAGUGCUAGAUCCGGACGAGUUGCUGGAUAAUGAUGUAACUGUGAAGAGUAAAGAAGGGUCGACGAAUACAAGUAUACGCUCUCUUAUCAUCUACACUGUCAACAAGCCAUCAUAUCGCUUUCACACUAGGCAUCAGUGAAAGAAAAAUAAAAAAAUUAGUUCAGAACGUGGCCAAUUUAUCAGGCUGGUCCCAAAACUCUCAAUUUGUAACUAAGCUUGACUUUGAGGGCGAUUGUCUGCCGGUUUCAAGCUAUGAUUUUGCCAUUUUCAUAGUCAAGUUACUGGGGCAACUCGGGCGAUGCAAAAAGGAAUUAGGGGCGAAACCUUCAGUAUUUCAUUCCUUAUUAUUUCUUCUUUUUUUUCACAUCUCUAACACUUGGAAGUGGGCUUCUUUUACUUAUCUCACUUUACCAGGCCUUGCUCUCGUUUGUCUUCGCAUCUCUCGUAGAAGAGUUCGGUUAUUAAGAAGGAAAUAGCUGCAUAUACCGCACAAACACUUUUUUCUUCAUUAAACUGGGAUUAUGGGCGUGACGCCAAUCAUUUAUCUUGGACUAGAAUUCUAGUGGUGUGUUGUUAUGAGGUGGCACGAUUCCAGUGAAAGCAACAGACUAUGAAAAAUAUUCCCAUUUCCUUGUUAAGUACUAGUAGGUGUUAACGUAAGUUGCACUGGGCUACAAAAUUUAGUAAAGCCUCCAAGGAGUAGUGCUCUGCUGCAGAAGUCAGUACCACACGCUAUCCAAAGGUAACCCAGUGCUUUACGUUUCGCUAAAACUCUGCAUUGUCCUUGUGUCUUCAAAUGCCGCUCUUUACUGUUUCUGCAAGGGCGAUGCUAUCUAAACAGUAAAUGUUCGUUUCCUUUACUCAUAUUUCUCUUCUUAUUGAACCUAUGAAGUGUGAUAGCGUUUAAUGGACUUACAGGGCAUCGGCACAAGUGUACCGUUUGUGUCCUUGGGAAGUAUUUAAAACGUAGCGCUGUAAACAUGAAAUAGAAUUAUAACACAUUGUAAUGAACAAGCACCCUCCUUUUGGGUCCCCAAAACCUGUGGUAUGACCUGAUGAUUGCCUCCAAAUUCAGCCUGUGAGCUUCUGAAUCAGUAAUGAUGCCUCUGUAUCGAAUUCCAAGCAGAAUCUUACCAUUGUGUAGUAGCCUUAUGCAAACCAAUCAAUAUUCCAAUUGAGGACUAGCUGUAUUGUCACUUAAGUUUACAAAGACUUAUAUGCAUGUGCUUUGAUAUUUUAAAGAGAGGUUUGACUAACAACUAGUAUGCAAGUUACGUAGAGCUGUAAACGUGCAAUUUUAAGCGAUUUCUACCUCUCUAAGCACUCUUAAUUUGCCUUCUUUCUCACUCUUCUGCAAGCCUUCAUCAUUCGAUGUAUUAUAUAUUCUAUCCUCAUGAAACCAAGCAUUCACUAUUCGAUUUGUUUUAUCUUUUAUCCUUAUAAAACCUCCAAAGGUGAUAAACUGGCAUGAAUAGGGUCGAGGCAAUAUAUAUUUGCAACUCCAUUGAUUCUUUUAGCCCAGCAUUUUUCAAGCAAUACUGUCCACCAAUGCAGUGCGUAUUACGAGAAAGUAUCUUCAUUUUACCCGCUAGUCUUCCUUACAUCUGACUCCUGAACGAAUAGUCUAAAUUAGAUGGCCUUGUUUCUCAUGUUGCCCCUUCAACGUUUGUUGAUGUUUGUAGAAAUGGAGAAGCCAGUACUGAUGUUGGAAGAACAGUACCGGAUGCAUCCAGAGAUUGUAGCUUUCCCUUCUUCACAUGUGUACAAUAACUUCCUGAGAAGCCAUAGGUUUGAUAUUGUUUCUCAAUUUUAUAUAGAAGUGCUCUGUUGUUCUUUAUUAUCGUUUCAUUUUUGAGCAUUCACCUUCCUUUCUUUGCUCUCAUUUGACCCAUCGGUGUCCCAUGCCGCUAAUUGACUGACUGACUUAUUUACUCAUGAACGGACGGACGGACAAAGUGACAGGGUGAUGAGGAUAGGUCGCUGCUAGGUCCACUUUGUGAUGAAUUGCUUAUGCGUGACUCCAAAACAAGUUUGACGGACAGACUGACUGAUUGACAGACGGACUUUCUCUGAAUGACCCCCUGUUCCGAUGGUUCAAGAAAGGAAUAAGAUAAAGUCGCCGUUAGGUUCAUAUCUGGGAUCAUCUGCUUUUUUAUAAGCCCGAAACAAACACUUGUAAUAUCCGUCUUGAAUGUGCGUAUUUUACACUCUAGAUCAGUAGAGCAGAGACAGUUUCCUCUGGUGAAGCACUAUGCACUCUUUGACGUUGUUAAUGGAAGAGAGAUAUGCCAGGAUAGAGGGUGAGCAAAUGCAACCAUUUUGGCAAGAUGGAUGGUGAAGCAAUGUUGGUGUUAUCUUUAGAAGCCUUGCCAACUAGCAACAUCUAUUGUACUUAGAUUUUCUCAACAACUUAAAAUGUGUUAACUUAGUGCUGAAACCUUUUUGGUUCGAAUUCUUGUGAGUUUCGAGAAACUAAGGAUAUUACCAAUCAGCAAACUUGCAAACAAUUAUUGUAUAUGAGUCGUUUCAACCACUUUAAUUGUUUAUUUUAAGUGUUUAAAUCUUUUUGGUUUGAAUUCUUGUGAGUGAAACUAAUGAUAUCACAAAUCAGCAAACUAGCAAAUAUUAAUUGUACAUAGAUCGUCCUAAUCACUAAAUUGUUUUAAUUUAAGUGUUCAAACCUCUUUGGUUCGAAUUCUCGUGAGUUUCGACCGAGCCACAGCUCACUUCCAGGUGCUGUUAACACAACACCGUCCAACCUAUGAGGGGAAUAAUUAGUUACCCUAAGUGUGAAAGGGAAAAAGGGAUAGGAUACACCGUAGCAACGCAAAUUGAGCGACGCAUCGCUUUUUCCUGCAGGCCUCCUGGGAGUGUCCAACUCUAUAUCGAUGAAAGCGCUGCAUUGUCUUGGUUUUAGCCUUGCCUAAACUAUUUUUUGCUUAAUUUAACGCAUCAAUCUAGAGCAGUUUUCAUAGGGUACAAUUUAUUUACAUAUGUAGUAUCAUCUUGUUGUGUCAUACAUCUAUGUAUUAUGUUAUCUAAAUAAUCUUUAUUCUAAUAAAUGGUUCAGUAACCGAUUAGGCAUUAGGAAACGAACUUAGAUUAGGGUACAGUAUUAAAGUAGUAUAGUCCACUGAUUGUUCUGAGUCCCCUUUUUUUCAGCGCUUUGUGGAAUCCCGUCGAGGCUGAUAUCAUUGUAAAUUUGUGCUACGAUUUGACAAAUAUUUUAAACUCUGAAAGCAUUGGCAUUAUCACACCAUAUCGGAAACAGAAAGUGGAGAUCCAAGGGAAACUUAGGUGAAUAAUGUGUAUGUUAAGUCUUCAUUGGUGAACAUCGGUUAGAUGGUAUAACCCCUUACUUUAGCUGAAGUGAAGCAAGACGUUGCUUCAACGGAAUUGAAAUUGUUUGUGACAAAAGGCAAGAAAGGAAGUCCUGAACCACAGUUGUUUUAGCUGUGGCUUGAAUUAGUUUUAUAUGUAGCAACUGCGCGCAACUCUAACUGCUCAUUAACCUUUUGAUCCGUAUCCUAGGGGACUUACCAUUUGGUUAGAGUGUCUCCGACUUGCUUUACUUAAGAAGCAGUUUUCUCUUAUCUAAAGUCGGUAUUCUAUUUGGCGAAACAUUGUAAUCAUGAUUUGGCUAUCUUGAAGACACAGCUAGCCCAUAGACUUCUGCUGAGAGCUUUGGCUCAGAACUUAAGAUUCUACAAGAGGCAUUUGCUUAUGCUUAUCCAUUUUGUAGAAACCCUGUUGUCCAUGUUUUGCAGGGAUCUUUCUUCAAGAAGUGCUUUGAUUGAGGUCAACACUGUGGAUGGCUUUCAGGUUUGUUGAAACUCUUCGACCAUUGAAAUUGCUCCUGCGUUCCACUCUAUACAGCUCCUGUAGAAUGUGAAGUACACUGUUGCUUUUUUUUUCCAUUUCCAGGGAAGAGAGAAGGAUGUCAUCAUUUUGAGUUGUGUUCGAGCGCAGCUGUGUCGUGGUUCCAUAGGGUGCGUUUGUUUACGGUUAUCAUUACCUGAAAACCUUUCCUAGUCGGCCAUUACAACACCUUGUGUAAGCCGAUAGAUUUUGGGCCCCUUAAACUUGUGACUCAUACAGUGUCAUUUGAUUAAUAUAAGUUCCAUUGGCUGACUAUGUCGUGUCUUUCUAAAAACGUCGAAUUGCUGCAUGUUGGAAGGAUGCUAGUUGACGUUCCUGCCCGAUUUAUUAUGCUUCUCUUUCGCAGAUUUCUUACCGACAGACAACGAAUGAAUGUAGCCUUAACAAGGGCUCGACAUGCCCUUUAUGUUUUUGGUCAUAUGGAAACUCUGAAGGUGGGAAAUAUACGCAAUUAUUGUUUUAUCCUCAUAGCCGACAUUCUCUGAUUCCAAAAACAACUUUAGUAAUAACUGCUACGUCCUUCCUUCGUAUUUUAUCAGGGAGGAUCCCCAGAUUGGAGAGCUUUGAUAGAAAAUGCGGAAAAGAGAGGAUGUUUCUUUCCACUUAAAUCUUCAUCAGAGAUACAGUCGAUUCUUUCCAUUGAAUCAGUCAAGAUAGAUCAUUCACCUGCCAAAGACCCACGGGCUAAGAAGCCUAACCCGUCUUCGAGAAGGAUUGGUUAUCACCGUUCCAGCAUUAGUGAUCAAGCAGUGGACCCUGAGCAUGCGCCCGGGAACGUGUCUGGUAGGCAACAAGAAUUUAGUGUUGGGAUGGAAGCACCAGGUCAAAGAAAUGGGAGGCGUCAGGCGGAAAAAUCGGUUAACUCUUUAGAAACCAAACUCCGAGAGGCAACUGGCAUUAAUGCGAACUCCACUAGAAGUGAGCCAUCCUUGAACAGUCAUUCUACAAGAAGAAGUGAAAUUGUCAAUCCUAAGAGCAUGAGUAGGGAAGGGAAUGGUGGUGAGGAAAGAACUCACUCCAGAAAUCGUCAUCAACAAUUAUCUACUAAUAAUUGUAAACAACUCCCCAGAUCUGAAGAUCAUGUGGGAAAUCAGUCAGUCGAAAAGGAGUCAAAGCAUUCUUCACGUCAAUCAUUGCAUCGGGAAGGGAAUGCAUACCAGAAAAGAUCAGAAGGGCGAAGCCCAAAGAAAUCAGAUGAUGACAAAGUCGCAUAUCGAUCACAUUCCACUAAAAGUCCGUCAGUUGAAAAUGGAGUUUCAAACGAGGACAAAGCGACUUUUAAGGGCCCUGCUUAUAAAGGGAUAAAUAAUGUUUCUCGAAACAUUGCCAUCGAGAAGCAAUCGCCCCGUCAUUCCUCUGAGGGUAGUGUACAUGGAAAGCAGAUGAAGCCGAAAAAAAGUGAUAAUGGGCCAGAUGUUAGAGCUACUGAUUUUGUUGAAACUGCCUCUACUUCUACGUUCAUGGAUUCAAAUUCUGAUUCCGGGGAAAUUGAUUCGUAUAACUCACUUGAAAGUGACACGCCCAAUCCUAUGCUGCAUAAUGUCAUCCAAAAUAAUAGGUCACAUAAAAGGGGUUAUUUUUGCAAGCUGUAUCGACAAGAAAAAGAAGCAACUGCAAGGUCUUCACCGGCCCAGCGUGUGUGGUCACCAGUUGAUACUGGGUCGCCCGUCGACCAGGCUCUAACUGAGUCAUUAAGUGUCUCGCAACCCACGUCCUCUGGGUUCUCUUUGGUAUCAUCUGGGCCUUCCAGUGCAUCUCCCUUGCUCUCGACUUCAUCAAUUCCGCUAGACAACGCAUAUGUCCACAAGGAACUUGGCACGGCCAGUGGUUCAUCAUCUCGUUCCAAUACGUCAUGGUCAUCAAAACCUUUAACGUUGAGGCAAAGCUCUGAACCUUCGUCCUUGAAAAUUGGAUCAGAAGGUAACGGUCAUUCAAAAAGACCUCAAGGGUCUACAGCUAAAGCUUCAAACGCGUUAUCUUUCCCUAGUGCGUCAGGGCUUUCAAAUGGCCCUUUUACUCUUUCAAUGGUGCCAGGAGCAUCACGAUUGUCAAACCCUUUAAAUUCAUCCGGCCUUAGCCGUACUCUCUCUCUCGAUGAAAAACGUACCUCUGUGCGAAGCGCUGAACAAGUAGCAGAGGCAGUGCGGCAACGGCAUCCUCCUGCAAUGCGUCCUCAAGUAAUUGAAGCCCCACCUGAUCUGUUCAAGAACUCUAACAGAGGAGUUCGUAAACGCUCAGCGCAUGCAAUGACUCCGGAUGUCAGCGCUCUAAGAGGAAGAGCAACCAGGGAAGUUAGCCCACCACCAAAGAGGUCGGCGCCCGAACCCUCACAGAAAAAGAACUUGCAUGAAGCUAAAAAAUACUUUAGGGGCAGAAAAAGUUGGAAUUGACGGAAUGAAUUCUCGUAGUAUCUUUUUCAAGUGCUUUUUUCACGAGGACGCUUCACUAAGACGUCAGUUGAUUUUUUAAGUUAACUCAAAUAAAGUUGUUUUGCUUUUUAAGACCUGAAGAUUGUGGGUGUAAGCUAAAAAACAAACUGUUACAAGUGGUCUUCCUCCAACUGUUUUCUUUGUGAAGUAAAUCUAGAGGAACAAAUUUCAGUAUAUUUUUCAAAUUAGAGAUUAACUAAAUAACCAAAGUAAAUUACUAUAUUUGUUAUGAG
Messenger RNA from Pocillopora meandrina, 33223 nucleotides. The record is from the annotation of a GenBank genome assembly. NCBI's taxonomy places the organism in Eukaryota, Metazoa, Cnidaria, Anthozoa, Scleractinia, Pocilloporidae.